Schizophyllum commune H4-8 is the source of this 2105-nucleotide messenger RNA. Its product is annotated as DUF1692-domain-containing protein. The transcript is spliced from 7 exons. Gene Ontology annotation, biological process: endoplasmic reticulum to Golgi vesicle-mediated transport; retrograde vesicle-mediated transport, Golgi to endoplasmic reticulum. NCBI's taxonomy places the organism in Eukaryota, Fungi, Basidiomycota, Agaricomycetes, Agaricales, Schizophyllaceae. Gene Ontology annotation, cellular component: endoplasmic reticulum membrane; Golgi membrane; endoplasmic reticulum. Bases 82 to 1668 code for a protein of 528 amino acids. The record is from RefSeq and is a predicted model, not a curated record.
CUCGCUGCUUGUCAUUCACUUUUCCCGCAAUUACUGGCGACGUCGACGCGGCAACCGCGGACGACGACAACGACAGCGACGAUGGCGGCCCUCAUUGACAAGCUGGAAGCAGUGCUUCCCCCCGGUCUCGCCAAGUUGGACGCCUUCCCCAAGCUCCCCGGCACGUACAAGGCGCGCUCCGAGUCAAGAGGGUUCCUCACUCUCUUCGUCGCCUUCAUCUGCUUCAUCCUCGUCUUCAAUGACAUCUCGGAGUACAUCUGGGGCUGGCCCGACUACGAGUUCAGUGUGGACAGGCAUUCGUCUUCGUUCAUGAACAUCAACGUCGAUAUGGUCGUGAAUAUGCCGUGCAGAUUCAUCAGUGUAGAUCUGCGGGAUGCAGUUGGCGAUCGCUUGUUCCUCAGCAACCAUGGUCUUCGCCGCGACGGGACAAAAUUCGAUGUUGGGCAAGCCACGAAGCUCAAGGAACACGCCAGGGCCCUCUCCGCCCGCGAAGCCGUCGCCCAAGGCCGGAAGAACCGCGGACUCUUCUCCGGACUCUUCGGCGGCAAGUCGAAAGACCUCUUCCCUCCCACCUACAACUACGAGCCCCAUGGAAGCGCCUGCCGCGUUUGGGGCUCCCUUGAGGUGAAGAAAGUCACAGCAAACCUCCACAUCACAACUGCCGGACACGGAUACGCGAGCAGGGAACAUGCAGAUCACAAAGUCAUGAACUUGACACAUGUCAUCUCCGAAUUUUCCUUUGGCCCUCACUUCCCCGACAUUGUACAGCCCCUUGACUAUACCUUCGAGGUCGCCAAGGAUCCCUUCGUCGCCUACCAAUACUACCUCCACGUCGUCCCUACCACGUACAUAGCCCCACGCUCCGCCCCGCUGAGCACCAACCAAUACUCCGUCACUCACUACAAAAAGGUCUUCGAGCACAACCAAGCCACCCCCGGCAUCUUCUUCAAAUUCGACAUCGACCCGCUCGCGAUCCAGAUCCACCAGCGCACGACCUCCUUCGCGCGCCUCUUCAUCCGCGUCGUGGGUGUCGUCGGUGGCGUGUUCGUCUGCGUGUCCUACGCGCUGCGUGUCACUACGCGCGCCGUCGAGGUCGUCACGGGCGACGUUGGCGGGCCCGCGCUCGACACGGCGGAGGCCUCGGGCGCGAAGGUCGGCCUGCGCGCGAAGUUUGGCGGGAGCGAGCUGAGGGCGCGGUCGCGCGUCGUGCGGCAGGGCUCGGGAUGGACGGUCGAGGGCGGCAGCAACUACGGCGGCGGGAGCGUGCCCGCGUCGCCCUUCCCCGGCUCGCCGUUUGCAGGCGGCGCCCCGGCCUCCCCAUACGUCAACACGCCGUUCACGCCCUCCUUCGGGCCGCGCACGCCGUCCGGCGGAAGCACCUUCGGGCCGCAGGGCAUGCGGCGGCAGUCGAGCAACCUCAGCGGCGCGCAGGCCCCAUCGAGUCCAUACGUGCCCGCAAGCCCCUACGUCCCGACGCCAGGCUCGCAGUACGCCCCCAGCCCGUACGCCGGCGCGCAAAGCCCCUUCGUCGGCUCGCAGCAGCACCUCGUCUCGCCGCAGCCGUCGUACGAGAUUUUCCCGCCGACGCCCAACCCGCCAAAUGGCAGCGGGAGCUUCGCGUCGCAGCAGCAAGCGCAUCCGCCGAAGCCGCCGAAGAAGGAGGAUUGAGGGGUGUGUGUCCCUUGACAGUGCUCUUCUCGGCAUUGUGUGGAAGUUGUCGUUGGGUAUGGGAUAGCCGGACGAGCAGCACGUCGCUCGGUCGCAUACUACCCAGUGUAGUUGUAGGUUUAAUAUGCUUUGCUCUCUAUUUAUACGGGAUAUACCGCAGCUUCCUGGUAUGAAUGGCCAAGCGACGCCAGCAAGGCAGGCCGUGUUACCAGAAUUUGUGACGAGCUUCACUCAUCACGUAGACAACAUCAACAUGACCAUGCUCGGAAACAGCCGAAAUCCAUGGGUAGCAACUGAAUUUCCGGGCACAAAGCGACGAGGGCGUUGGUACAUACAUAUAGAGGAUGAUAAAUACGAGACUAUUUUGUCGUUAAAUAUGUAAAACGUAGUACAUAUGAAGCUGGCCAUCGAUAUUCGUCAGUAUCUCCCCGAGAACG